AUGUCGUUCACAUUCAACUGGCCCCGUUUUUCUGACCAGUUUCAUUACGAUGCAAUGCAGAUGCUCAACACCGCUCUUAACAAGGGCAACAAGCCGCCGAUCAUAGCGGACAAAAUUGAGGUCGUAGAGUUGGAGAUGGGAACUCAGCCACCAGAGUUGGAAAUACGCGAUAUUGGUGACCUGACCGUCGAUCAAUUUCGAGGCAUAUUUCGCCUUACAUAUGCAGGAGAUGCCCAUCUGGUCCUCAAGACAAAAGUUCAGGCAAACCCGCUAAACCAUAAGCAGCCCGACAUUCACCUAAUGGUGGGUUCAGGAGGUAUGCUUGCAGCGAAGCAACCCCUCGUGGUUCCUAUGCUUCUCCGUUUAUCCCAUUUCCGGCUCAGCUCCUACGUCGUGCUUGUUGUAUCCAAGCAGAAAGGGAUCACACUUGUCUUCAAAACCGAUCCCCUCCAAAAUGUCGACAUUAACAGUACAUUUGAUUCAAUCGCUGUCAUUCAAAAAUUUAUACAGCGCGAGAUCGAGGGACAGCUUCGACAAAUGUUUCGAGAAGAUCUCCCUGGCAUUAUUCAUCGCCUUAGCCAACAAUGGGUCAAAGCAAAAGUUGAAGCCCCAUAUUUAUCCAAACAUCCUCCUCCUCCAAUCCCUCCUGAAGAAAUUAGCGAACCUGGUGACUAUGGCGAGGAAGGUGAAUUUCCAUUUGGCUCACCUCCAAACCACCACUCAUUAGAUCCUGAUCCAAAAAUUGUCCUACGACCGUCUCUCAAUAAUGCUUCCAUACAUCAACUAUCCACCCUAAGCCAUUCAAACCACACCCUAUCCCCAUACACCCGCUCACUGUCACAUUUUACCGUCCGCAGUGUUCCACCACGCGGUAUUGGGCCAUCAGGACUUUCUGCCUCCUUUGAGCGACAGCCCGUUAAGGCCAAGAGGAAACGAACGUAUCGACUUGGCGGGAGGAAGCCGCCCCCUGAGUCCGUUCCUGCUGUCCCUGACUCGCCAGAACGAGCUUCGUCGCCGAUUCCGCCAUCCGAGUUUGACGAGUCAGAUAUGGAUCGAUAUUUCCGUUCUUACGAUGACCACAGUCGCCCGCCAAACAUACGCCAGUAUCGCAGCCAUCUACACCCAUCUUAA
Laccaria bicolor S238N-H82 is the source of this 1131-nucleotide messenger RNA. RefSeq lists its product as uncharacterized. Gene Ontology annotation, biological process: phospholipid transport; mitochondrion organization. The coding region runs from base 1 to 1131 and encodes 376 amino acids. The transcript has 5 exons. Lineage: Eukaryota; Fungi; Basidiomycota; Agaricomycetes; Agaricales; Hydnangiaceae. Gene Ontology annotation, cellular component: ERMES complex. The record is from RefSeq and is a predicted model, not a curated record. Gene Ontology annotation, molecular function: lipid binding.